GUUUGGACAACAGGACAGACCUUUUCCGAGCUGGUGCCUGGGCCAGUUCUCCAUCCUCCUCGACGUUCGCCAUCGAAUUCAAAAACAAAGAGGAAUAAAUGCACGGAGAAGUUCACUGCGCCUUACAUCAAGAAGCCCCCUCAUGCAUUCAUGAUCUUCAUGGAGGUUUUGUGAAGGCCGCUGCGCCAUGGCAAGACAGCGCUGCUGUCAAUAAGGUCCUCGGGCAACUGUGGAAGUCGCUGACGCCGGCUGAGCAGCUCAGUUACUUCCAAGAAUCUGAGCGCCUCAGCCGGAUCCACGCCACCAGGUACCCGGACUGGACCUACAGAGACAACUACGACAAAAGAGAAAGUGAUUUCCAGCGUAAAUCAUCUGACCGGUCAGUACAGUAUAUCUCAGUAUUUUUAGUUCAUAUAAAUCUGUCCAAAGCCUACUACGUGGCUCUGAAAUUCUGCCUGUACAAAAAUAAUGUAUAGGUGCAUCUCAGUGAAUUAGCAUUUAAUUUCAGUCGUUCCAUUGAAAGAGUGAAAUUCCAUUUUUUUUUUUUUAUAUAUUGGAUUAUAUCAAAGCAGGUGGAAAGCUAAAGUUUACCACCAAGAAAUUAGAACAUAAACACUUGAAAUGAUUUUUAAGAGAGAAAUUAGGUCAGAAUUGGCCUU
Messenger RNA from Phyllopteryx taeniolatus (common seadragon), 659 nucleotides. RefSeq names its product transcription factor 7-like 1-C. The record is from RefSeq and is a predicted model, not a curated record. Bases 99 to 476 code for a protein of 125 amino acids. Lineage: Eukaryota; Metazoa; Chordata; Actinopteri; Syngnathiformes; Syngnathidae. The transcript is spliced from 4 exons.